Dryobates pubescens (Downy woodpecker) is the source of this 3007-nucleotide messenger RNA. RefSeq names its product protein phosphatase 1 regulatory inhibitor subunit 2 (gene PPP1R2). The transcript has 7 exons. Lineage: Eukaryota; Metazoa; Chordata; Aves; Piciformes; Picidae. Gene Ontology annotation, molecular function: protein phosphatase inhibitor activity. Gene Ontology annotation, biological process: regulation of signal transduction. The record is from RefSeq and is a predicted model, not a curated record. The coding region runs from base 1 to 579 and encodes 192 amino acids.
AUGGAGCCGAGCUCGGCGGCCGGGCGCGGACCCAUCAAGGGCAUCCUGAAGAAGAGCGGCGGUAGGGUUUCGCCGGGAGGGGUGACCCCAGAGGCGCCGCCGCGGGCAAGCGCGGCCCGCGAUGAGGACGAGCCCGAGCACGGUAAAAAAUCCCAGAAGUGGGAUGAAAUGAACAUCCUGGCUACAUACCACCCGGCAGACAAAGAUUAUGGCAAGAUGAAAAUAGAUGAGCCAAGUACUCCUUAUCACAGCAUGGUAGGAGAAGAUGAUGAGGAUGCAGUGAGUGAUUCAGAAUCAAAUGAGCCCUUAAAAGCAGAUGUCUUGAGUAAAAAACUGGCAGCAGCUGCUGAAGGUGAAGGGCCCAAGGUAAUAGCAAGGCAAGAGCAAAGCAGUGAGGAGGAGGAAGAAGAUGAGGAAUUAACCCCUGAAGAGAGAGAGAAAAAGAAACAGUUCGAGAUGAAGCGAAAAAUGCACUAUAAUGAGGGGAGAAACAUCAAAUUAGCAAGGCAGCUCAUUGCAAAAGAGCUGCAUGGUGAAGAGGAGGAGGAUGAUGAAGAGAUGCAGGAUGCUGCAGACUGAGAUUUCCUGCUGAUUGAAAUGAAGAUGGCCAGUCCAAUCAGCGAUGUUGCAUGAAGACUGCUUGUGCUGCUGGCCCCUGAGGAAAAGCACCCAACCACGAGCAAAUCCACAUCAGGACUGUAAAGAUGAGCUGAGUUUAGUCUCUGGCUGUUCUUUUAUAUAAAGUUAACUGCUGAUGAUCUACUAAUUUGGGGUGGGCAACAUGCAUACUGAAACCUAGUGGUCUAAAUUGUCCUGUGUCCAUACACCUUCAGCAGCUGCUUUUGUGAAAUGAAAGUUGUUUGGAAGAACAGAAGGGAAACUGCCUAAUUCAGAUGCUUGUUUACAGUGUGGUUGUAUAGCCCUGUGAAGAGGGAUUCUGAACCUCCCAAAUAACUGUAAACAACUCCCCACUCCGUGGAAUUUGACUGGUUAAUGUUUCAGCAUUCAGAGUAGUUCCUGGGUUUUAUUACACAAAUCAAGUAUACACUUAAGCUUUAGCUUGGUUAUGGAAUACAGUGUAUAUCUUAACUUUGACCUGAAUUUGAUAUGUUGCAAACAUCCAUAUAAUGAUAUGGAUCUAUUUUAAACUGUCUUUUUGUUCACUGUACAUGUGUAGUUUGAAUAAAGGAAUGAAAGUUAUUUUACAGUUACAUGCAUUCUCAAAUGUGAGCUUUCAUGAAAUCUCAGAUUGAGAGUGAGUAAGGCAAUAGGAUGCUUUUCUUUGAUAGAUUUAUACAGAAGUCAUUAGAAUGGAUGCAUUGCCAAAGAUACUGAUGAGUUGUGCUAACUGGAUGUUGUAGAGUGCCUUUCCCAGCUGUCUCCUCUCCUUAGCAAGUAACAGGGUUGUCAGUUGUCUGAUACUUAGUUUUCUAAGGACCUGAACUGGGAUCAAUAGCACUUUUUCACAAGGAGGAGUUGAACUCUUGAUUCAGUCCAGUGUGGUGAUGCUAAUUUUUCUAUGUAGAGAAUGCUGUUUCUCUUUGUGUAAGACACAGUGACUUUCAUAGAAUAAACAAUGGUGAGGAGUGUUUAGAUACUUCUGACUCCUGAAGUCACUUAGUAUAGCUUUAAGUUUGGGCCCUAAAACAGGGAUUCAAAACUUGAAGUCUGCAUCCUUUAUAGACCAGCUUGCAGUAUUGAAAUGUCUGCACCAACCUCUAUUUCAGCUGGACCAGCUGUUGGCCUGGUCUGCCCCAGCCAGGGCAGUGAAGUCCAGGGCUGAGUGGCAGGACUCAGCAAAGCUGGAAUAUGAAUGGGUCAGGCUUUGACAGGUGGAUGGGGGUAGCGCAGAUAUCUUCUGCAAUGCUGCACAACCAAUCACUUGUACUUUUUGCUAAGUCCAAGUGGGUACUUAGUACCUGCAAUCAAGGCAGAAUCCAUCAGAAGCAGCUCUCACAUGAGCUGAUGCUCUGCUUUCUUUCAUCCUAGGCUGUAUCCAAGAACUCAUUUUCAUUUUGAGCUCAGCACCAGGCACUUUGUACCCUACAAUACCUGCAAAACGUUUUAACAUUAAACCCCAAACUUUGCUAACUUCCAGUAAAGACCUGGCCUCUAAUGGCUUCCCGAGUCCUGGAUGAAAUGGGUAUGAAGCUUUGAGGGAGGUACAGUGUACAUAAAUGCAUGAAGAUGGUUUUAAGAUGAACCUCAGGAUGUAUAGUAGGGCCUUUCAUCAGUCAGAUACUUUUCAGUUGUCUGGGUGAUCUCCCUUCUUCUGCACCACCAAGCCCCCACGUUUUAGUCAGAUUCUGUAUUGGAACUUGUACUGGUUUCAAUCAUGGGUUUUAUUAAAGGCUUUGUUCUUCAUUCUCUUCAGUGCCAGCAAAAAUACUGCUUGUGUUUCUUCACAUCACUUACCUGGAGGGCUUCCAACCAAAAGGUUGGUGUUUAUCCAGGCUUACACCCUCUUGCAUUUUGAAAGCUCAAGUAGGCAAAUGUACUUUGCAGUAACUACACAUACUCUCCCUAUAGCUUUUCUUCUGCAAAGGGAUGCCUGAUUACCUUCUAGUCUGGAAAUACCACUUACAGUUUCUUGCUGGAUGGAGACAAGAGAAGAAAUGCCUUUUUUUUCCACAUAUAAUGGGGGCUUAGCUUGUAUCACAUGUAAAUUUUGGGGUGCAUGUGGUAAAGGCUUAUACAUACAGUAGAGUGGUGUAAAGAGGAAACAAAAGACACACAGCCCUUACUAAUGUGGACAUGGAACUCCACAGCAUCAACAUGGUGAAGCUUCUUGCACAGGUUAAGUCUUCAAGCUGCAUCCUGUUUAGAGAAAUUAUUUUCAGGAGGCUUCCAGUAGGAAGAGCACUUGCAAGUAAGAGCCUUAACUUCAUCUUUAAAGGUUUGGGGGGUUUUCUGUCCUUAAAAGUUUCUUUCACACCAAGUUGUACACAGUUAAUGGGAAGUGCAAAUAUUUUUCUGAAAGCUCCCUCUCUUGUGUUAAACUUGUGUA